Messenger RNA from Suncus etruscus (white-toothed pygmy shrew), 2419 nucleotides. It is a transcript of the gene MITF, whose product is annotated as melanocyte inducing transcription factor. Gene Ontology annotation, biological process: regulation of transcription by RNA polymerase II; melanocyte differentiation. Gene Ontology annotation, molecular function: DNA-binding transcription factor activity, RNA polymerase II-specific; RNA polymerase II cis-regulatory region sequence-specific DNA binding; protein dimerization activity. Bases 152 to 1732 code for a protein of 526 amino acids. The record is from RefSeq and is a predicted model, not a curated record. Lineage: Eukaryota; Metazoa; Chordata; Mammalia; Eulipotyphla; Soricidae. The transcript has 10 exons. Gene Ontology annotation, cellular component: nucleus.
CUCCCGACGCCGGGGCUGGCGGACCAGCCGGCUGAGCUUUGGGCACCGCUCUGGGGGCGCACGAUUCAGGGGUGGGACCCAGGAAUCAAUCAGCCCACGGGCUCUGCUCUGACUUUCUCAGCAGUGGAAAGACGAGGGGGCAGCCGGAGCCAUGCAGUCGGAAUCGGGGAUCGUGGCGGAUUUUGAAGUCGGGGAGGAGUUUCACGAAGAGCCCAAGACCUAUUACGAACUCAAAAGUCAACCCCUCAAGAGCAGCAAUUCCGAGGAGCAUCCUGGGGCCUCCAAGCCUCCGAUAAGCUCCUCCAGUAUGACAUCACGCAUCUUGCUACGCCAGCAACUCAUGCGUGAGCAGAUGCAGGAGCAGGAGCGCAGGGAGCAGCAGCAGAAGCUGCAAGCGGCCCAGUUCAUGCAACAGAGAGUCCCCGUGAGUCAGACACCAGCCAUAAACGUCAGUGUGCCCACCACCCUUCCCUCUGCCGCCCAGGUGCCCAUGGAAGUCCUUAAGGUGCAGACCCACCUUGAAAACCCUACCAAGUACCACAUACAGCAAGCCCAAAGGCAGCAGGUAAAGCAGUACCUUUCUACCACUUUAGCAAAUAAACAUGCCAACCAAGUCCUGAGCUUGCCAUGUCCAAAUCAGCCUGGCGAUCAUGUCAUGCCACCAGUGCCGGGGAGCAGCGCACCCAACAGCCCCAUGGCUAUGCUUACACUUAACUCCAACUGUGAAAAAGAGGGAUUUUAUAAAUUUGAAGAGCAAAAUCGGGCGGAAAGUGAAUGCCCCAGUAUGAACACACAUUCACGUGCGUCAUGCAUGCAGAUGGAUGAUGUGAUCGAUGACAUCAUUAGUCUAGAAUCAAGUUAUAAUGAAGAAAUUCUGGGUUUGAUGGAUCCUGCCUUGCAAAUGGCAAAUACGUUACCUGUCUCUGGAAACUUGAUUGACCUUUAUGGAAACCAAAGUCUGCCCCCUCCAGGUAUUACCAUCAGCAAUUCCUGUCCAGCAAACCUUCCCAACAUUAAAAGGGAGCUCACAGCGUGUAUUUUUCCCACAGAGUCUGAAGCAAGAGCAUUGGCUAAAGAAAGGCAAAAAAAGGACAAUCACAACUUGAUUGAACGAAGAAGAAGAUUCAAUAUAAAUGACCGAAUUAAAGAACUAGGUACUUUGAUUCCCAAAUCAAAUGAUCCAGACAUGCGCUGGAACAAGGGAACCAUUUUAAAAGCCUCUGUAGACUAUAUCAGAAAGUUGCAACGAGAACAACAGCGUGCAAAAGAACUUGAAAACCGACAGAAGAAACUGGAGCAUGCCAAUCGGCAUUUGUUGCUCAGAAUUCAGGAACUUGAAAUGCAGGCUAGAGCGCAUGGACUUUCCCUCAUUCCCUCCACUGGUCUCUGCUCUCCAGAUCUGGUGAAUCGGCUCAUCAAGCAAGAACCAACCCUGGAGAACUGCAACCAGGACCUCCUUCAGCAUCAUGCAGAUCUGACUUGUACAACCACGCUGGAUCUCACUGAUGGCACCAUCUCCUUCCACAACAACCUCGGGACGGGGACUGAGAAUAACCAAGUCUACAGUGUUCCUCCCAAAAUGGGAUCCAAACUGGAAGACAUCCUCAUGGAUGAUACUCUUUCCCCUGUCGGAGUUACAGAUCCACUUCUGUCAUCAGUGUCCCCUGGAGCCUCCAAAACAAGCAGCCGGAGGAGCAGCAUGAGCAUGGAAGAAACGGAGCAUGCUUGUUAGCAAUCCUCCCUGCUCUGCACCAUCACAAACUGCUUCCUUUCUUGAUUAGUAGAUUUAAGAAUAUACCUGGAGGAUUUUUCCUUGAGAAUUUUCCUUUAAUAUGAAUUUUUUUCAUGCUUUAUCAAUAGCCCAAGAUAUAUUUUAUUUUUAGAAUUUUGUGAAACAAAACUUGUAUAUUCUAUUUUACAACUACAAAUGCCUCCAAAGUAUUGUACAAUGAAUGUACAGUAUCUGUGAACUGAAUUCACCCCAGACUUUAGCUUUCUGAGCAAGAGAAUUUUUGCAUCAGAGUGACCUCUGUCCCUUUUUAUUCAGGGGAAACUUGGUUUGAGAUUUUUAUGCCUGUGCUUUCCUUGAAAAUUAAAUGUAAAAUUUAAUUGAAAGAAUGUAAGGCAACAGAGAGAGUGAAAGAAAAAAAGACAACAGAGGGAGAAUGAAAGAAAGAAAAGAAAUCCUUGCAAUUUUAUUCUUGACUAUUUUGUAAAUGUAUUCAUUCAUCGGUACUGCCUUAAAGAUACAGUACCUAGCAUCAUUUACUCUUUGUACUGCAAACUAUUUAAAUACUAUAUUCAGUCAAAGAAAAAUAUAUGUAAAACCAUUUCUCUGAGGAUAGUCAUGUUAGAGAGCAGAACUUAUCCCUUACUUAGGUACAACUGAAAUUGAAGAGAGACAGACCAAGGCUCAGAA